Messenger RNA from Hemibagrus wyckioides, 1769 nucleotides. It is a transcript of the gene hand2, whose product is annotated as heart and neural crest derivatives expressed 2. The transcript has 2 exons. Gene Ontology annotation, molecular function: DNA-binding transcription factor activity, RNA polymerase II-specific; RNA polymerase II transcription regulatory region sequence-specific DNA binding; protein dimerization activity. Bases 531 to 1223 code for a protein of 230 amino acids. Lineage: Eukaryota; Metazoa; Chordata; Actinopteri; Siluriformes; Bagridae. The record is from RefSeq and is a predicted model, not a curated record. Gene Ontology annotation, biological process: regulation of transcription by RNA polymerase II; developmental process.
GAGCAGCACAACAUGAAGCUGCGACUCACACAUCAAACGGAGAAAAAUCCACAUGAGAGCUGCACAAACACAACUACAACAGUGCAUGGAAACUUUCUCAUUUCAUUUUUAUAUCCAGCAGGGAUUUUGUGGCUGGGACAGACUCACAUGCGCGAGAGUUUGCUUUAGAUGAGUUUAUAAAGCGCUGCGCUGGUUUCUAAUGGGACGUUUGCUCGUGCUGGGAUGUGCACUAUGGAGUCUGCACGCGAGUAAGUAGGUGACUUUCAGAAGUUCUAAACAUAUUUCAGGUCCAUUGCUUUAAAAAAAUUAUGUUUUGCUUGCUAUCAGUUCUACACUUUGUGAUGGACAGAUAGAUUUCACAGAACCCGGGAAGAAACGAGUGUUGCGCGAGUUCUCUUUUUAUUUUUCACGGCAAGUCGAUGGUCACUAGAAAAAAAUAGGUGCAAUCUGAUAGAGUGAGGAAGGGACAGAAAGAGAAAGAGAGAAUCAAAAAAGAGCAAAAGCGCGCUCCGUUUUUGCAGGACACUAUCAUGAGUUUGGUAGGAGGCUUUCCUCACCACCCGGUCGUGCACCAUGACGGCUACUCGUCCUCCUUCGCCGCAGCAGCUGCAGCCGCCGCCGCAGCGAGCCGCUGUCAUGAGGAAAGCCCUUAUUUCCACGGGUGGCUUAUCGGACACGCGGACAUGUCGCCGCCGCCGGACUACGGCAUGGCGCCUUCAUCCUACAGCCCCGAAUACAGCGCCAAUAACGCUGCCGGCGGUGUGUGCGCGCCCGGGCCUGGCUUGGAGCACGGGCCCUACGGAGCAGGCGGCGCGGGAGCACUCGUACCGGGCAUGAUGGUGGUGCCGCGCGCCGUGAAGCGGAGGCCCACGGCGAACCGGAAGGAGAGACGCAGGACUCAGAGCAUCAACAGCGCGUUCGCCGAGCUGCGCGAGUGCAUCCCUAACGUGCCCGCAGACACCAAGCUGUCCAAGAUAAAAACGUUGCGCCUCGCCACCAGCUACAUCGCCUACCUCAUGGACAUCCUGGACAAACACGAGCAGCACGGCGGCGGCGAGACGGAGGCCUUCAAGGCCGAGUUCAGGAAGGCGGACUCCAAAGAGGAGAGGAGGAAGAAAGAAACGAAUGAAGUUUUGAAAUGUUCAGGGAGCAGCAAUGACAAGAAACCCAAAGGGAGAACUGGUUGGCCGCAACACGUCUGGGCUUUGGAACUGAAACAGUGAACUUAAGAAACCUUGAAUUGAGGCCUUUUUUCUUGUCAUGUUUUUUUUUUUACACUAACUUUAUUUAAUGGAAUAUUUAUGUGCAAUUUCUACGGACAGUGGAUCCUUGAAGACAAAACAAAAAAAAAAACAUUCCAUUUUUAAGAGGAGGAUGCCCCUCUUGGUAAGGGAUUGUGUUAUUGUUGUUGUUGCUAUUGUUGUCUAGUUUGUGGUGAACGUCUGCCACUAAAGUGAAAGCGUAGGUCUUCUCUCUUUCUCCUUCCAUUUCUCUGAAAAGAAAAAAAAAUAUAUCGAGGGAGUGAUGAACCCAUUAGAAAUAACGUUUUAUUUGGAGAAAGACAACAACAAAAAAAUGUCAUGAAGUGUUGAAAUGUUGUGUUUUGUUGUGGUCGUAUAUAUAGGAAUCUCUCUGGUCGUGUUUGAGAACUAAUGUUGAGUCCACUCAAGUGCACUUCCGUCCAGACACCAGAAGUUUAUUAAGAAACAAAAAAUAUCUGAAGAUGUAAACGAUGUAAUUAAUUCAAUAAACCACUGUGUUUUAAAUGA